AUGGGCGGCUCGGAUGACACUGCCAUCUCGCUUCCUGACGUGACACGGCGCGAAUUUGACUGCUUGCUUGACUUCCUUUACAACCGAGUGUUUGAUGAUAAUGAUGCUGUGUCGCUCGAGGAAUGGACUACCCUCCUCGAUGUGUCAACGCGGCUGCGAUUCUCCAAGAUCCGCACUCGCGCUAUCCGCGAGAUCACUGCUCAGCGCCAGUCGUUGAGCGCGGUGGAGAUUAUCGUACUCGCGAUUAGACACGAUGUCCCGGGCUGGUUGGCACAGGCAUACGCAGACCUGUGCCGUCGCCCGUACCCUCUGGACGAGCUCGAGGCGGAGCGAUUGGGCGCGCGCAUCACUGCUCGCGUCGGUCGUGCACGCGAGAAUAUACUCGAGGAGACCUAUCGCACGACCUGGCAAAAGCGGUACGGCAGCCGGUACACUCCCCCGGAUGCGCCGGACGAGGAGUUGAUCUCCAGGGUGGUGAAUGAUGUGUUCUGGCCCGGGGAUGCAUCGCAUUCUACAAUGUAA
Molecule: messenger RNA, 522 nt
Organism: Postia placenta MAD-698-R-SB12
Lineage: Eukaryota; Fungi; Basidiomycota; Agaricomycetes; Polyporales; Adustoporiaceae
Exons: 2
Coding region: 1-522 (173 amino acids)
Source: RefSeq, a predicted model, not a curated record